Wasmannia auropunctata (little fire ant) is the source of this 2463-nucleotide messenger RNA. RefSeq lists its product as uncharacterized. Bases 1 to 2463 code for a protein of 820 amino acids. The transcript is spliced from 9 exons. NCBI's taxonomy places the organism in Eukaryota, Metazoa, Arthropoda, Insecta, Hymenoptera, Formicidae. The record is from RefSeq and is a predicted model, not a curated record.
AUGGAGAUUAUAGAAGGAAAAAAAGAUGGAUCUCAAUUGUAUGUUUAUAAUAAUUAUAGCUAUUGUAAGGAUAAUAGAUAUGAUAAUAUUUAUCGAUGCUCAAAACGCAGAACUGAGCAUUGUUCUGCUGUAUUACGAAAUGAAGAAGAAUAUUUAUUUUUGGAUGUAAUGCACAAUCAUCCGGAAGAGCUAUAUAUUAUAGAAAUUAGUCAUAUGAAGAAACAAAUGAUUCAAUUAUGCAAAGAAACGACAAAACCUUUCAAAGUUAUAUUUGAUACAGUAUGCCGCACUAAUUUAUUAGCUGGUGCAUACAUUUCAUAUAAUAGUAUGAAAACCAUUUUCAGCCGUGAAAGAGCAAAAUCACGCUCAAAUAUUCCAAAUGAUUUAUAUUCUUUGCACCAACAAUUAGAGAUGUAUGAACCUACACGUAGCAUUUAUAAAGGUUGUGCAACAUCAAUCGAUAACAAAAUAGCACUUAUUUUUAGUAAUAAUACUCUAUUAAAGUUAUUAUCCGAAGCAAGUGAAAUUUUUGUAGACGGAACAUUUUCCGUUGUGCCAAAACGUCCAAAUAUCACUCAAUUGUAUAGUAUACAUGUUCGCAUUGCUGAUAUGGGCAUAGCAGUAGUUUUUGUGCUAUGUGAAGUACGUUCUGUCUCUUUAUACAAGGCAAUGUGGCAGAAAAUCGUGUCACUUGCACCUGGCUUAAAUGAAAAUCUAAAAUUCAUUAUGGCGGAUUAUGAAAAAGCAGCUAUGACAGCUAUGAAUCAGCAAUUUCCAUCUGCCUCUAUUCAUGGUUGUUGGUUUCAUUAUUCACAGGCGCUUUAUAGAAAAUGGCGACGCCUACAGCUAAAUAGUGCACUUCGCGAAUUGUUAUCCAUGGCUAUGUCUAUGGCAUUAGCACCUAGUUCUUUAUUUUCAGAUUCAUUAAAUAUUAUGCAAAAUAUUGCAGAUCGUGUUUCUGAAACUUAUCCAAAUGUAUUAUUAUUUAUGGCUUAUUUGCGAGGCACUUGGCUACCUAUUGCAUCCAAAGUAUCUGUACAUAAUUGUCCCGUUCGUACAAAUAAUUUAGUGGAAAGUUUCCAUCGCACUGCAAAUCAAAAAAUUGGUACAGCUCAUCCAAAUUUAUGGGUAUUUUUAGAACAUUUGUCGGAAAUUAUAACAAACCAAGAAAUUGAUUAUUCUCGCUUGCAAAAUAAUGUACGUGUUAGACGAACACGCACACGAUUUAAUAAACAAAGAAAUAUUCAAAUUAAAGAAGGGCAAAGUGCUCUUAUAAAUGGUGAUAUUUCUUUAGAACAUUUUUUACUUGAAACCAGAUCUACUGAAAAUUUUAAUCAAAUACAACAUCGUUCUGCCAAUAGUUCAUCAAGUGAAGAGGAAGUUGCACCAUCUAUUGAAUCUUCAGAAUUCGUAAUGGAUAAGCUGGGAAAAGCAGGAUUUAAAUUAAAUAAAGAGAAGUGUGAAUUCCUGCAACAAGAGAUAAAAUUUUUAGGACAUACGUUUAAUGAGAUCCAAGCUAAAAUAAAUCAGGAUACUCGCAUGUCGAUCCAUAAUUUUGAAAGAUCUAGAACGAAAAGACAAGUACAGAUGUUUCUUGGAUUAAUUAACUGGGACAGAAGAUUUAUCAAAAAUCUGUCAAGAAUGACUAAACUAUUGGAGAAUUUGCUCAAGAAAAACACUAAAUUUCAAUGGAAAGAGGAGGAGCAAAAUGCAUUUAACGAAAUUAAAAGAGCGUUUGUGGAGGCGCCAAACUUAUUUCUGACCCAACCUAAUAAAAAAUUUGGAAUAUUCGUAGACGCUGCUAGAAGCGGACUCGGUGCACGUCUGUAUCAAUAUGACGAUGCAUCUGACGCGAAAUUAACGAUAGCAUAUGCUAGCAGGUCACUGAAAGGAGCAGAAUUAAACUAUACGAUUACGGAAUUGGAGUGUUUAGCACUCGUAUGGGUUUUGAAGAAAUGGCAUACAUUAUUAUUAGGACGACACAAUAAAGAUGCCGAUGCAUUAUCAAGAUACGGAACCAGAAGUAUGGUAGAUACCGACAAAGUAAAACGAAUAGCGUUGAUUCAGAAUCCCAAGGACGGAAAUAAUACAGAUAAUUGGAUACCAAUAAUAAGAAAUGCACAAGAGAAGGACGAGAAAAUCCAAAAACUCCUGAGAAAUGAUCCCGAAAAUGUUUAUGAGAGGGAUGGAUUAAUAAGACUAAAAUUUGCAUGUCACAACAUUGAGGCUGAGAGUUCAGUUAACUUGGAACCGGAAGCCCAAGCACCGGCUCCAUUGGUCGCUAAGGAAGUCGAGGUAACGGCCGAACUCACAAUGGAGAAUAUAAUACCGGAGAGAAGCGCUGAGGUGGGCAUUUUUGGUAAGGCGCAGUGCGCUGUGGAUCUGCUCAGUGCCUUUAUCUCCGAGGAAGAGAAAAGGGUGGAAGAGGAUCCCAAGGACGAAGAUGGGCCGACGACCAAGUGA